Molecule: messenger RNA, 948 nt
Organism: Talaromyces amestolkiae
Lineage: Eukaryota; Fungi; Ascomycota; Eurotiomycetes; Eurotiales; Trichocomaceae
Exons: 1
Coding region: 1-948 (315 amino acids)
Source: RefSeq, a predicted model, not a curated record
AUGCCGCAACCACAGAAACAGCAACCACGGCGCAUCCUCGAAAAGUCCCGGACAGUGCGCCGACGAUACCAGCGAUCGAAUAAACGUCUCGAAUUCAGUGCUUCGCAAAUCCAGCGUAUUGAAAGGCAAGAAGAGCGAGAGAAGAAAGCCAAACAACUCCGGGAACGGGAGCAAAAGAAACUGGCGAAUAAGAAGAAGAGGGCUGAGAAAGAAGCAAAAGAGCGUGAGGAGAGGAGACGGUUAGGGAUUCCGGAGCCGAAUGCGUGUAAGAUUACGGCUAGUCAGCCUUUGUUGCUGAAUUUCUUUGGUGCGGGGAGUAAGAAGGUGGAUGAGGUGAGGGAAUCAAUGGAAGAGGAAACGGAGGGUUCUGAGAUGACGCAGGAGAGUGAAGCUUCGGAUGAAGACGGAUUGAUUGAAGAUGCGGAAGAUGAGAGCAAGCUGGAUAGUCUUUCUCCCGUACAGGAGGAAGAGCCAGGUGUGAUGCAACCACAAUCACAACUCAACAAGACAGACGAUACAGCCAAUUGUAUCUCGGAAGAAUUCAGUGACCUAGAAACUGAGCUUGGAGAUGACUGGCUGGACGAUCCUGAAUUGAAAAAGCAUAUGGCAAGCAUAGAGAAUACCCAGCAAAGCUUGAGUUCUUCCGCUGCGACACACAAUGACCAGCCAAGGGAGCCUUUGCAAGGUACGACGAAUAAUUGGACCGGAUUGACUGAGUCUUUUGAAGACGAUACUUCUCUGAUGCUCCAAGCUCUUGAUCCCACUGUUCUUGAGAAGUUUGAGAUUCCUCAGCCGAAGGUGGUUUUAUCAGUUAGCCAAAGCAUCAAGAUAUAUCCAACCCAGAAUGUACAUCGUCAGCCACACUUCGAUGCAGAAGACGAAUUCGGAGAUCUGCCUCUAUCUACGCAGGAUGUGAGAGACCUCGACAAUUUGGUUGGCCUUGGCUGA